Messenger RNA from Drosophila biarmipes, 1735 nucleotides. RefSeq names its product UDP-glycosyltransferase UGT5 (gene Ugt304A1). Lineage: Eukaryota; Metazoa; Arthropoda; Insecta; Diptera; Drosophilidae. The transcript is spliced from 2 exons. Bases 7 to 1608 code for a protein of 533 amino acids. Gene Ontology annotation, molecular function: UDP-glycosyltransferase activity. The record is from RefSeq and is a predicted model, not a curated record.
ACCGAUAUGUUUCCACCGGGGCGAUGGCUUCUCCCGAUGUUCUGGCUGAUUUCGAACGCGAUCUGCUGGAUACGCGGAGCGCGAAUUCUCCUCAUCGCCCCCUUCGAGACGCAUUCGCAGUGCAUGCUAAUGACACCCUAUAUAGAGGCCCUAAACGAUCGGGGUCACCAGCUGACGGUGAUUCAUGCGUACAAACACUGCAAACUCGUUGAAAAUGUAACCUUUAUACGUAUAAGGGAUAAUAAUAACGUCUUUUCAGAUUUUGAAGAUGUCAUGGCAAUCUCACCGUCGGCCAACAAAUGGGGAGAAAUGAAUUCCAUGACGAAAUUAAUGGUAAACUGUUCGCUCAAUAUACUCAAUAAUUUGGAAGUUCGAUCCUUAUUGCAAUCGAAUACCACAUUCGACUUGGUGGUUGUGGAACCUGGUUUUACCGAUGUGCUUUUCGGGUUUGCAGUUCACUUCAAUGCCCCGCUAAUCGGACUUUCCACAUGUGUAUCUGAUUGGAAUACCUAUAACAUGGUGGGCCAUGCAAGGUCAAUUCUGGAUGAGCCAAUAUUGCCCAUUGAAUUCAAACCUGCUCGAAAUGUUUGGGAUCGCAUUUACAAUUGGUUUUAUACCACCGAAGAGUGGCUGUUGUUGAACUUAGUUUUUCUACCGAAGCUGCGUCAAGUUUACGACCACUUCUUUGGCCAUUUGGAGCAGGGCUUUAUGGAGAUCCGACACGACUUCUCACUCAUUCUGCUGAAUCAACACUUCAGCUUGUUUAAGGCCAGGUCGAGUGUACCGCGCCUUAUCGAGGUGGCUGGCUUUCAUAUCCCCAAGGAGAAUCCAAAACUUCCUGAAGAUCUUCAGGCAUUCAUUGAUGGGGCAGAACAUGGUGUAAUCUACUUUGCUUUGGGUGUGGAGCAGGAGAGUAUGGAUUUGCCGGAGGAAACAAAGACCGUUUUGGUAGAGAGCUUCAAAUCAAUGCCACAGCGAGUGAUUUGGAAAUUUGAGGGCAAUCCUCCAAAGAGCUUAGGUAGUAACAUCUAUGUAUCCAAACUUUUGCCACAGCAAGCCAUUUUAGCACACCCCAAUGUUAAGCUCUUCAUAAGUCAUGGCGGAAUGCUCAGCGUAAUUGAGGCUGCCUAUUAUGCGAAACCCGUCCUGGGAAUGCCUCUGUUCUUCGAUCAAUUCAGGAACUUGGAAGUGAUAGAAGAAAUGGGUGCAUCCCUGAGCUUGAACCUUAACAGCAUGACAAGAGAGGAACUAAGGGAUGCAGUGGAUCGUUUGAUAAAUCAAUCAAAAUACAGAGAAAAUGCCCUGACUGUUUCUAGAAGAUUUCGGGAUCAGCCCAUGCAUCCCUUGGAAACUGCUGUCUAUUGGACCGAGUAUAUCCUACGCUAUAAGGGAGCCAAUCAUAUGAAAGUAUCCCCAUCGCAGGUGAAGCUGUUUGAAUACUAUUCCCUGGACAAGUUCUUGAUGGUCGGAGUACGGAUAUCCCUGGUGGUCGGCAUCGUUUUCCUGGUUCUAUCCAAAGGAAGGUGUUGCCUGGGUCAUUUGAUCACGUUUUUGAAGCCAUAUUUGCCCGUUAUUGGCAUUCAACGUAAUAACGAUGUGAUAAGCUAAAGAAUUUGUACGUUUAAGUGUUGCUUUUUAAGAAAAAGUUUUUUGUAAAAUAGUAUUUUAGUUUGUUUCUUUCAAAAUUUAUUUAUUUUUAAUAUUUAAAAGAAAUGCAAUUUAUUACAAGUUUUAU